Molecule: messenger RNA, 827 nt
Organism: Phyllostomus hastatus (greater spear-nosed bat)
Lineage: Eukaryota; Metazoa; Chordata; Mammalia; Chiroptera; Phyllostomidae
Product: glutathione S-transferase A2-like
Exons: 6
Coding region: 1-669 (222 amino acids)
Biological process (GO): xenobiotic metabolic process; glutathione metabolic process
Cellular component (GO): cytosol; extracellular exosome
Molecular function (GO): glutathione transferase activity
Source: RefSeq, a predicted model, not a curated record
AUGGCGGGAAAGCCCAAGCUGCACUACUUCAAUGGACGAGGCCGUAUGGAGCCCAUCCGCUGGCUCCUGGCUGCAGCUGGAGUCGAGUUUGAAGAGAAGUUUUUGGAAACUCCGGAAGACUUGGAAAAGUUAAGGAACGAUGGGUAUCUGCUGUUCCAGCAAGUGCCAAUGGUCGAAAUCGAUGGGAUGAAGCUGGUGCAGACCAGAACCAUCCUCAACUACAUUGCCGCCAAACACAACCUCCAUGGGAAAGACAUGAAGGAGAGAGCCCUGGUUGAUAUGUAUUCAGAAGGUGUAGCAGAUUUGUAUGAAAUGAUCUUGCUUCUUCCACUGUGCCCACCUGAUCAAAAGGGUGCCAAGAUGACCCAGAUCAAAGAGAAAACAACAAACCGUUAUUUCCCUGCCUUUGAAAAAGUGCUCAAGAGCCAUGGACAAGACUACCUGGUAGGCAACAGGGUGAGCAAGGCUGACAUUCACCUGGUUGAACUGAUCUACACUGUUGAAGAGAUUGACCCCAGCCUUCUGGCCAACUUCCCUCUGCUGAAGGCCCUGAAAACCAGGAUCAGCAACCUCCCUACGGUGAAGAAGUUUCUGCAGCCUGGCAGUCAGAGGAAGCCUCCCCUAGAUGAGAAAGCAUUGGAACAGGCCAGGAAGAUUUUCAAGAUUUAAAUAAAGCAGACGUGGACACCCGGCAUGCGCAGGAUCAAUCUUCUGAAAAUUUCAACAGUGAAGUGCUCUACUGAAAUUUAAACCUUGGCUGUCACGAGAAUAAUAAGGUUUUUCCAAGUAAUUAAAUAAUAAAUGCCUAUGAGCAGAUUUAGUUACAA